CUUCCCGUGGCGUUCGGUGCUCGGAAGCAGAGCCAUGGCUACUUUCCGAUUGGCCCUCAUCCAGCUCCACGUUUCUUCCAUUAAGUCAGAUAACAUUACCCGGGCUUGCAGCCUAAUCCGGGAGGCAGCAAAGCAAGGUGCCAAAGUAGUCUCCCUGCCAGAAUGCUUUAAUUCUCCAUAUGGGACAAACUACUUUCCGGAAUAUGCAGAGAAGAUUCCUGGCGAGUCCACCCAGAAGCUUGCGGAAGUAGCAAAGGAGAGUAGCAUUUAUCUCAUUGGAGGCUCCAUUCCUGAAGAAGAUGCUGGGAAACUGUAUAACACCUGUGCUGUGUUUGGGCCUGAUGGAAGUUUAUUGGUAAAGCACAGAAAGAUCCACCUGUUUGACAUCGAUGUUCCUGGGAAAAUUACGUUUCAAGAAUCUAAAACAUUGAGUCCUGGCAAUAGCCUCUCCACAUUUGAUACUCCUUACUGCCGAGUGGGCCUGGGCAUCUGCUACGAUAUGCGCUUUGCAGAGCUUGCACAAAUCUAUGCACAAAGAGGCUGCCAGCUCUUGGUGUAUCCCGGAGCUUUCAAUCUGACCACUGGACCAGCCCACUGGGAAUUGCUCCAGCGAGCCAGGGCUGUUGAUAAUCAGGUGUACGUGGCUACAGCCUCUCCUGCCCGGGAUGACAAAGCCUCAUAUGUGGUCUGGGGACACAGCACUGUUGUGGAUCCUUGGGGACAGGUCCUAACCAAAGCUGGCACUGAGGAAACGAUCCUGUACUCGGACAUAGACCUGAAGAAACUGGCAGAAGUUCGGCAGCAAAUCCCCAUUUUAAAACAGAAAAGAGCAGACCUUUAUGCAGUGGAGACAAAGAAGCCCUGAAGUUAGUUUCUGACAUGUCACAGGCAGGGUGACACUGUAAGAUGAUCAACUUCACUACAUCCUUUUUUGGGGAACUGAACCCACACUUGUAAUUCUACUAUUGAUCUGCCUCACAAGUCCCCUACUGAAUUAAAACUUUUCUUUAAAUUUGCCUGGUAAUGAUGUUCUAGCUCCUCUGAUGAAUACUACUCAGGCUGUUGGUUCUCAGGCAUUUCAGUCUUAAGAUCCUUUUGCAUAUUUAAAAACUGAAGACUACAAA
Phodopus roborovskii (desert hamster) is the source of this 1124-nucleotide messenger RNA. It is a transcript of the gene Nit2, whose product is annotated as nitrilase family member 2. The record is from RefSeq and is a predicted model, not a curated record. Lineage: Eukaryota; Metazoa; Chordata; Mammalia; Rodentia; Cricetidae. The transcript is spliced from 10 exons. Gene Ontology annotation, biological process: L-glutamine metabolic process; oxaloacetate metabolic process. Gene Ontology annotation, cellular component: mitochondrion. Gene Ontology annotation, molecular function: omega-amidase activity. Bases 35 to 865 code for a protein of 276 amino acids.